This is a messenger RNA of Fusarium musae, 1179 nucleotides long. RefSeq lists its product as uncharacterized. Bases 1 to 1179 code for a protein of 392 amino acids. Gene Ontology annotation, molecular function: flavin adenine dinucleotide binding; sarcosine oxidase activity. The transcript has a single exon. Lineage: Eukaryota; Fungi; Ascomycota; Sordariomycetes; Hypocreales; Nectriaceae. The record is from RefSeq and is a predicted model, not a curated record.
AUGGAAAAGUUCGACGUCGCGGUAGUAGGUCUCGGUGCCCUUGGCAGCGCAGCAGCUUGGCAAGCGGCACGAAAGGGAGCAAAAGUCAUCGGUUUUGAACAGUUUGAGUUUGGCCACGUCCGGGGCGCGUCUCACGACACGUCUCGCAUCGUCCGCACAGCAUACGAUGCUCCAGAAUACGUCUCUCUCGCCAAAGCAGCGUAUAAUGACUGGGCCGAACUGGAGAAAGACGCCGGUUUGAAGCUUUUGACUGUCACCGGUGGUAUCGUGGUACUUGCGAAUGAUCGCACCUGGAAAUCCGGCUUCAAGGUCUCGGAUUACACUGCGAGCCUUGAUGCCAACAACGUACCCUACGAGCUUCUGAGGGCCAAAGAGGUCAAUAAGCGAUGGCCCAAGCUGGACAUUGGUGAUGACGAGAAUGCGGUGUACACUCCCGAUACUGGCAUUGCGCACGCGGCUAAAUCGGUCACGGCAAUGCAAUUCGUUGCUCGCGCUCGCGGAGCCAUUCUCAAAGAAAAUACACCAGUAACUGCAGUCAUACCAAUCGCGGAUGACCGAAACAACAAAGGAGUCAUCGUCAAGACAGAAAAGGGAGGUUUCCAUGCUCGCAAGGUCAUCCUGGCUGCAGACGCCUGGACAAACAAAUUGCUUGCUCCCCUCGGUGUACAGAUUUCACUUGAGGUCAUGCAAGAGCAAGUAACGUACUUCAAGCCUAAAGAGCCAUCUCUAUUUACUGCCGAGCACUUUCCUGUAUGGAUCCGGGUGGUUGAUGGAAAGACAUUCUACGGGUUUCCCACUUUCGGUGAACCUACCAUUAAGGCAGGCCGAGACGUGUCAAACAAUCACAUGAGCCCCGAAGAACGAUCAUACAUCCACUCUCCGAAGCUCUUGGAUGAGCUGACCGCAUUCAUGAAGGACUUUGUAACCAAAAAUGAGGAACUUGAGAUCCUUCGCACAGUUACAUGCCAAUACACGAUAACCCCGGGUCGACAAUUCAUACUCAGCGCACUAGAUCAGUAUCCCGACAUUUUGGUUGCGUUGGGGGCGGCUCAUGGUUUCAAAUUCGCACCUGUUAUCGGUCGCGUCAUGGCGGAGCUGGCUAUAGAUGGCAAGACAACUGAGGAUCUGUCCAAGUUUGUUAUACCGGUGAUUCAAUCAGUUGUUCGAAGUAAGAUCUAG